Messenger RNA from Sipha flava (yellow sugarcane aphid), 2010 nucleotides. RefSeq names its product high affinity cationic amino acid transporter 1-like. Gene Ontology annotation, biological process: transmembrane transport; amino acid transport. Bases 207 to 2006 code for a protein of 599 amino acids. Gene Ontology annotation, cellular component: plasma membrane. NCBI's taxonomy places the organism in Eukaryota, Metazoa, Arthropoda, Insecta, Hemiptera, Aphididae. The transcript has 12 exons. Gene Ontology annotation, molecular function: amino acid transmembrane transporter activity. The record is from RefSeq and is a predicted model, not a curated record.
ACACCGUCCGUUGCGUCCAGUUCACCCGACGAACGCUUCACGUCGCCACGCACGACUUCUCGGUCCGCGCGUUUUCGGUAUUGCGUGUCCGUACAUCAGCGGCGGCGCAACGGGUCCGAGUACCUGAGGCACUUGUAGACGUGCGACCCUACGCCCCCCCCCACCACAACGACCGGUGUUUGCCGCGGCAGCAGUACGCCGGCUACAUGACGGUCGGAAAGAUGUUGAGCCGCAAGAAGACGAUGGCGGUCGUGGUGCGCGAGACUUCCAUGUUGGACAGGGUGCUGACCAUCACCGAUCUGACCGCAUUGGGCGUCGGUAGUACUAUCGGCGUGGGUGUGUACGUGUUGCCCGGCGCCCUCUCCAAGUACGUGGCUGGUCCCGCGGUCGUCUUAUCGUUUUUCUUCGCGGCCGUCGCGUCCGUGUUUGCCGGACUAUGUUACGCCGAACUUAGCAGCAGAAUUCCCAAAGCUGGAUCGGCUUAUUCGUACGCUUAUAUCGCCGUUGGUGAAUUGGCAGCAUUUAUAGUCGGAUGGAAUCUAUUGCUUGAAUAUUCAAUUGGUGGAGCUAGUAUAGCUAAAGGAAUGAGUUUAUAUGUCGACGCGUUGUCCAACAAGACGAUGGAAACAAUUUUCAGAGAAUUAUACGAAAUUGAUUCACCUUACCUAUCGGAGUAUUUUGAUUUCUUUGCCAUGUUCAUUGUGCUCGUAUUCAGCGCCGGCCUAGCUUGUGGUCUCAAAGACUCGGUACGUCUCAACAACUUUUUCACGCUGGUUAACUGUGCUGUUAUGGCGUUGGUCAUUGUCGGCGGUUUAUUUCACCUGGACUUCAAGAACUGGUCACUACCCAAAUCCGAGGUGCCCAGUUGGGCAGGAGAAGGGGGUUUUUGGCCGUACGGCGUGCAAGGUGCUCUGCAAGGGGCGGCUACGUGUUUUUACGGGUACGUGGGUUUUGACUGCAUAGCCUCGUCGGGCGAGGAAGUGAAAAACCCUCAAAAGUCAUUACCGCUGGCCAUUGUACUGUCGCUGUUCAUCGUGUUCCUAGCCUAUUCCGGCGUGUCGUCCGUGCUCACCUUGAUGAUACCGUAUUACGCGCAAGAUGCAAACAUGCCAUUGAGCUACGCGUUCGACGUUAUCGAAUGGACAUCUCUGAAAUGGGUGAUCGGAGUUGGCGCAGUUUUCGGAAUGUGCGCCUGUAUGUUCGGCGCUAUGUAUCCGCUGCCGAGAAUACUGUACGCAAUGUCCAACGACGGUUUGAUAUUCAAAAGCCUGGGAAACGUACAUCCACGGUUCAAGACUCCGUUUUUCGGCACAAUGUUCGCCGGCAUCAUUACGGGUCUUUUCGCGGCGUUAUUAAAUCUCCAACAGUUAGUGGACAUGAUGACGAUCGGCACCCUGCUCGUAUAUGUCAUGGUCGCUGUGUGUGUAUUGUACAUGAGGUACCUAGAACAGAGCGACAUGGACGUAGAGUUCUUGGCUGACGAGUACAUCGAAUCGGCAUCACUGACCUCAGUAAAAGUGCGACACACGAGAAAACAGAUCCUGAUGCAAUUGUUCAACUUCCAUAGGUUUGUGCGAGCCAACAGCCUCAGCAGUUACGUGGCGUCUCUACAGACCACGUGUUUCACCGUAUUGUGUUUGCCUCUCGGUCUCUACCUAAGCCACUGGUACGAGCUGACCACCGUCCAUUGGAUAAUCGUCAUGGUCCUGAUGGGCAUCAUGGUACUGCAACUCGUGUCCAUAGCUAUGCAACCGGCGUCCAGAACACCAGUAGCAUUCAAAGUGCCGUUCGUGCCGUUCACGCCGGCGCUGAGUAUAUUCAUUAACAUUUAUCUAAUGUUCUUUUUCGACAUUGACACUUGGGUCAAAUUCAUAGUUUGGAUGCUUAUUGGAUUUGCAAUUUAUUUUGGUUACGGCAUUGUGCAUAGUAAAGAAAGUAAAGAAAAUAAUACAGAAAUUAAUGUUGUUAAACCAAAUCAAUCAAAAUCAUCAUUAAACGUCCAUUAAUAUA